This is a messenger RNA of Phoenix dactylifera (date palm), 1228 nucleotides long. It is a transcript of the gene ATI1, whose product is annotated as mesoderm induction early response protein. Gene Ontology annotation, cellular component: intracellular membrane-bounded organelle. NCBI's taxonomy places the organism in Eukaryota, Viridiplantae, Streptophyta, Magnoliopsida, Arecales, Arecaceae. The record is from RefSeq and is a predicted model, not a curated record.
CUCCGGUUGGGGUGCGUUCCGGAUCUAUCCGGUAUUAAACUUCCUUCCGGUUCGGUGUUACUUGCCCAGAUUCCUUCGUCUGGGGCCUCGAAAAUUCUCCAAUCUCUUGACCUCUUAUAGAUUUACGCGCGAAGAUCUAUCUUUAAAGGUUUUGGGAAAUGGCUGAUGAUGAGAAAGAGAGAGAGGGCACACCCUCCCGUGGGGCUGAAUGGGAAGUUGUGUCUCUAACUGCAUCUACUUAUGCUGCUGCACCUGGUCCAAAAGGAUUUUUUGAACCAGCUGAUGAGAAUAAAGACAAGGAGUUCAACAAAAAUGAAAGCGAAUCUUCUGGUGCGUUAUUUAUGUCUGAUCACUUUGUUUUUCCACCAAACGAGCACGAGAAUCUACCAAUAGAACCUGAAUUCAGUGAAAUUCAUUGUGAAGCAGAGGGUCAGAAGGGGAGCCUUGCUGAGGAUGAUAAUGAACCAAAGCAAAUGUAUGAAGAAAAUGUGCGGAGUAAAUCUGAUGAUAUCCCACAUGGAAUUCAGUAUGGUAUGGAGUAUGAAGAGGGCAAGGGAUUGCAAGAGCUGAAUUUGGUUCAGGAAGAGCAGGGUAUGUAUGUGGAUCCUGAAUUUAGUUCUUUUCAUUCUGAAACAGGCAGAAGUGACUUAUUGCCUCAUGCUGAGAGCACAGAGUUCUAUGAACAUUCUCCCCAAAAUCUAGAAUCUCCUCCGGAGUAUGCAAAGAAGAAUGAAGAGAAUAGAUCAGAUGAAGAUGAAUAUGGCCCUCCUUCUGAAGCUUGGUGGAAAAGGCAUGCAGCAUCUUUGUAUCAUCAUGUGAAGGAGGCUAACACAUUUUGGUCUGUCUGUGUGGCUGCUGCUUUAAUGGGGCUUGUAAUUCUUGGGCAGCAGUGGCAGCGUGAAAAAUGGCAGCUUCAUCAACUUAAAUGGCGGUUUAGCAUCAAUGAUGAGAAGGUGAUCAAGAUGCUGGGACCGCUAGGUCGAUUCAAAGAUGUUCUGGUAGGAGGUCACCGGCGGAGCAUCCGUGAUGGUGCUGCAUCAGCCACCCUUUGAAUUGCUAAUCAUGAUGAUGAAAAGCAUGUAGUAUUUGUAAAAGAUGGACUUUUUUUUUCCAGGAAGCCUGGGAAUUCAAUUUAUGUUUCUGACACUAAGGGGACACCACAGUUUUACUUUAUUAUGGUUAUCUCUUUUGUACAUUGUUUGUGUCAAUUUUCCUGAUUUCAUGCUUA